This is a messenger RNA of Adineta steineri, 1404 nucleotides long. The record is from the annotation of a GenBank genome assembly. NCBI's taxonomy places the organism in Eukaryota, Metazoa, Rotifera, Eurotatoria, Adinetida, Adinetidae.
AUGUCGGGAGAUUUAUUCAGUAUAUUAUGGUUUAUUCUUUUUAUUACAAUGAUAUUAAUUGCUCUUAUUGCUAAUAUUAUUAUUAUUUUAGCAAUAUUAACGGAUAAAUCAAUGCAUACAUCAACAUAUUUUUAUAUUAUUAAUGUUGAUAUAGCUGAUAUUGUUCUUGUACUUAGUUGUUUACCUGAACGUAUGGAUGCAUUAUUUAGUUCAGGUGAUGGUUUUCAUCUUGGAAUCUUUGUUUGUUAUUCAAUACCAUUUCUUCAACAAGUAGCAAUGCAUGCUGCACUUAUAUUUUUAUUAAUAUUAACUGUUCAUCGUUGUUAUCCCGCAGGUGUACCACAUUGUUUACAAGGUAAUUUAAUUCGACGACAAAUUCGUAAUUAUCCUCAAACAUCAUGUCUUAUCUGGAUAUUUGCUAUAUUAAUUAAUUUACCAUUAUUUUUUAUAACUAAAUAUGAAAAACAUAUUAUAAUUGAAAUAGAAAAUAAAACGAAUACAUCCCAAACAAUAUUAUUUCCAACUUGUGAUACAGAAGCAAAAGAAAUUUGGUCACGUACUUAUUUAAUUUUAUUACUUGUUUGUACUUAUUUAAUAACGGGUAUAUUUCUUAUUGUUAUUUAUGGGCAAGUUAUUCGAAUAAUUCUUACAUCAAAUCGAUAUGUAAAUAAAACGAAAGAAAAUAAAUCGAAUAGCAGUGACCAAUAUCGUUUUCUUUCACCAAAUUUAAUUAAUCAAGUUAAAUCUCGUGAUAUAUCAACAUCAUCAUCAUCAGCUAAAUCAUCAAAUCGAGCACAACAACAACGAACAUCAUCAAGUACACCUCCAAUGUUAAUUAUGAUACCAAUGGGAAAAAAUAAUCGUUCAACAAAUUCACAUUCAUUUCAACAUCUACAAGUAAUCAUUAUGCUUUUUACUCUUAUUUUACUUUAUAUAUUUCUUCUUUUACCAUAUCGAUUAUUUAAUUUACUUUUUAUUGUCUAUAAUUCAUUAUUUUCACAUCAUUUUAUGAAUGAAAUUUUAUUUCAUUGCUUAUUAAAUAUUGUUCGUUUACUUGUUUUUCUUAAUUGUGCAUUACAACCAAUUAUCUAUCUUAUUAUGUCAUCACGUUUACGACAAGCAGUUAUAAAAUUUUUUCAAACAUGUUGUUAUAAAUAUUAUUGUCAAUGUCAAUGUGCAAUAUCACAUAAAACGAGUAAUCAAGAUAUUCGAUUAUAUCAAAAUAGAAAUUAUCAACCAAAUAAAGUUGUUUUUCGUGAUCGUCAUCAAUAUGUUCCAUCAAGAAAUAAUAUUCAUAUGACUGAAUGUCAAACAGUACCAUCAUCUCGAUCACCAUUAAUUCAUAUUCAAGUGGCAAAUAAAACUCCAUAUACAGUUACAAUGAGGAAUUCAUUACGUAAAUAA